Molecule: messenger RNA, 819 nt
Organism: Leucoraja erinaceus (little skate)
Lineage: Eukaryota; Metazoa; Chordata; Chondrichthyes; Rajiformes; Rajidae
Gene: hddc3
Product: HD domain containing 3
Exons: 4
Coding region: 47-589 (180 amino acids)
Molecular function (GO): guanosine-3',5'-bis(diphosphate) 3'-diphosphatase activity
Source: RefSeq, a predicted model, not a curated record
GCACGCUGUGGGUGCCUCUCUGCUCCUCCCCUGGACACACAGCGCCAUGGCCUCAGACGUGCAGCGAAUCCUUGACGCUGCCGAUUUUGCGGCGAGAAAACACAAAAGCCAGCGGCGCAAAGACCCGGAGCAAACCCCGUACAUCAACCAUCCCCUGGGCGUUUCUCGAAUCCUGUCCCAUGAAGCAGCAAUUACAGAUGUGGUUGUCUUGCAGGCCGCACUUCUCCAUGACACGGUUGAGGACACUGACACCACGCUGGCAGAGAUCGAGGAGAAGUUUGGAGAGAAGGUCCGGAGUGUCGUUGCCGAGGUGACGGACGAUAAAGCCCUCUCGAAGGCGGCGCGGAAGGAGCUUCAGAUCCAGCACGCGCCCCACUGCAGCCGUGAAGCCAAACUGGUGAAACUGGCAGACAAACUGUACAAUCUGCGGGAUCUCAAGCGCUGCACGCCAAGAGGAUGGACCGAGGAAAGAGUUGAAGAAUAUUUCAUCUGGGCUUCCAAAGUAGUCGCUGGACUUCAAGGGACGAAUCAGACCCUGGAAAAUAGCCUGGCUGGUCUGUUUAAAGAACGAAACAUUUUCACUCGGUAAUGGGUCACCGGUUAACUGAUUCUGUGUGGCCUUUCUUAACGGACGCACAAUGUAGAAUGUUACUGUAAUAUGCACAACUUUAAAUAUCCAUCUUGUUCCAAGAUAAAGCUAAACAUUGAAGAAUCAUUUCCUCUUCAUGCUAUUUGUCUUUGGACUGAAUAAAUCUGUGCCGUGAAUUCCUCUGUACGUACCUCAUUUGAAUUAAAUGUUGGCUGUUUAGUUUGACAAAG